CAUGGCCGGGGCGGCCGCGGUGAGGGCAGACUGAUCCGAACAGCAGGCACCCGGCGGGACAGCAAAGACAGAGUGGCAGCCGCGCGGUCGGUAGCAUGGAGGAGGGCAGCAGCAGCAGCGGCGGCGGCGGCGGCGGCGGCGGUGGCAGCGACAGCAACCCCGGCGGGAGUGGCGGGGCGCAGCAGAGAGAGCUGGAACGCAUGGCAGAAGUCCUCGUUACCGGGGAGCAGCUCCGGCUGAGGCUCCAUGAAGAAAAGGUUAUUAAAGAUAGACGGCACCAUCUGAAAACCUACCCAAACUGCUUCGUUGCAAAAGAACUGAUCGACUGGCUCAUUGAACACAAGGAGGCCUCUGACCGAGAGACGGCAAUAAAACUCAUGCAGAAGUUGGCUGACCGGGGCAUCAUCCAUCAUGUGUGUGAUGAGCACAAGGAAUUCAAGGACGUGAAACUCUUCUACCGCUUCAGAAAGGACGAUGGCACCUUCCCACUGGACAACGAGGUGAAGGCCUUCAUGAGAGGGCAGAGGCUGUAUGAAAAACUGAUGAGCCCUGAAACUACACUCCUCCAGCCUAGGGAAGAGGAAGGGGUGAAGUACGAGCGAACCUUCAUGGCAUCUGAAUUCCUGGACUGGUUGGUUCAGGAAGGUGAAGCCACAACAAGGAAAGAAGGGGAGCAACUUUGUCAUCGGCUUAUGGAGCAUGGCAUUAUACAGCAUGUGUCCAACAAGCACCCAUUUGUGGACAGCAAUCUCCUGUACCAGUUCAGAAUGAACUUCCGCCGGAGGCGAAGGCUGAUGGAGCUGCUCAGUGAGAAGUCCCCAUCCUCCCAGGAGACACAUGACAGUCCCUUCUGCCUGAGGAAGCAGAGCCAUGACAAUCGGAAAUCUACCAGCUUUAUGUCAGUCAGCCCCAGCAAGGAGAUCAAGAUCGUGUCUGCCGUGCGGAGGAGCAGCAUGAGUAGCUGUGGCAGCAGCGGCUACUUCAGCAGCAGCCCAACGCUCAGCAGCAGCCCCCCUGUGCUCUGCAACCCCAAAUCUGUGCUGAAGAGACCUGUCACUUCCGAGGAACUCUUGACUCCUGGGGCUCCAUAUGCAAGGAAGACAUUCACAAUUGUUGGUGAUGCAGUUGGCUGGGGCUUUGUUGUACGAGGAAGUAAACCAUGCCACAUCCAGGCUGUGGACCCCAGUGGGCCUGCAGCGGCUGCAGGGAUGAAGGUCUGUCAGUUUGUCGUCUCUGUCAAUGGCCUCAACGUGCUGAAUGUAGACUACCGCACCGUGAGCAACCUGAUUCUGACAGGUCCAAGAACAAUCGUCAUGGAAGUCAUGGAGGAGUUAGACUGCUGAGCAAGGAGACAUGCCUGCUGAUGCCCUGGCCCAGAACAACACAGCAGUGGCAUGACGAGACUACCAGAGAAACAGAUAAUUGGGACACACAGAUCUUUCCUCUGUCUAUAUACACCUUGACCUUCAGACACUGUUUGAACGUGGAAGAAUGGGUAACACAUCUUAAAAAAACAGAACACAGCAGGAGUGUGGUGGCUCAAGUCUAUAAUCCUAGCAUUCAGGAGGCCAAGGCAGGAGGAGUGCUGCAAGUUCAAGGCCAGCCUCAGCUACCAGCAUGAGUGCCCGACGAGUGUUGUUUGUACACUUGCGCAUGUAAACACACAUAUACACACGCAUUUGUAGAAGAUGGUAGGGAAAUAGUUUCCCACAGGGUGGAAUUGUCUUACUAGAGCCCAGUUUGUAGUUCUCAAUAAGUGGUUUUCAUGUUUUCAGAAAGCUGUCGAAAAACUGAAAUAGCAACAUGGAAAAAAAUGCCAUUUUUAGACGUUUGUAGGAUAGUUAGUACAGAGUUUACAUCAGGUCCAUUGAGCUUUCGUGGCAGGCGUAAUCAAACAGCACCUGCAGUCCGGGCUGCUUAGGAUGCCGAGGCAGGAAGAUGACUGGAGCUCUGGUGUUUGGGCCAGCCUGGGCAAUAUAGUGAGACCCCCAAGUUAACUAAAAGUGUUUUCACCAAAACGAGCCUGAAGCUGUUACAUAGGUCUAGAUUUCAUGCAGCUUAAAAUUAAAGCAACAUCCCUAGGAAUGUGACCAGCUGACAAGACUUCCCAGGAAGGUUUGCAUGCAUUCAACAGCUUAAAGGCCAUCACCACAAAGGAACUUUCUUCCUCACUAUUUUUAUUUUUGGGGUAGAGGGGUAAGGGGAGCACUGCCUUGCUAGGUGGCUCCAGCUAUUGACUUUCCUUAAAUUUCUGCCUUUAUCACUAACUUUCAGCUUGCCCAGUUUCAGUUAUGGCAUGAGGUGAAAAAUGAGACAAAAUGCUGUGUCAUGGGUGGUGGGGAUGGACAGAGGACUCUGUCUACAACAGCCUGCCUCUCUCUUCUCUUCCUAGGCCUGGUUGGUUUUCCCCAUAAAUCAGCAGCUUUCUGGGGUUUAUUUGAAAUGUACUGGCUGUGAAAGCAAAGAGGUCUGUCCAUACCCAUGUACCCAUGUUAAGAUUCAAAGUCAAACUUCCCAAACCUCCAGCAAGAUUGCACUUUGCAAGUGUCCUCUUUUAAGGGACUUGGCUUUAGUGCAUCAAAACUUGAAAGUUCAAAUGCCUUCUUAGCCUGGAUUUUACAAGCCUUCUAAGGUCAGGGGAUGUACUACUCACUGAAGAGUCUGCUUGCCACUGCAAUCUCCAUCUUGGGUUAGAAUUCUUCAUCUUACCUCUGCAUGUUUCUUUGAUCUAGAAAAGACUUCCUCUGAACCAAAUGCGGGACCACGUUCCUGUAAUCCCAGCACCCAGGAAAGUAGAGACAGAAAGGUCAGGUGUUCAAAGGGGGCUUGAGCUAUAGGAGACCCUGUCUCAAGAAACCCAGGAGAGGCAAGGGAGUACAUUUGGGGUAUUGCUAUGUAGAGGUCAUUCCUCAAAGUACCAAAUAAGAGUAAUUUUCCAUAAUGAGUUUUGAACAGAGAAGCUACGUUCUUAUUAUGUAUUAACAGAAUGGUAGUGUUGUGCCUCAGUGGUUUCUUGGUGGGAGGUGAUCAUUGUGCAUUGGUACUGGUGGAAUGGAUUUUAUUAGCAUAUCUUUAUAUAUAUGCUAGUCCAAUUUUUCUACCUUUAGUAAAAAAAAUAGGAUUUUGAGGUGCUAUGAGUUAGCUGACAUUAGUAUUGUCAGUGUUUGGGAGAGAGUCUCUCCAUGUAUGGGUGUUUAUGCCAUGAGCAGGGCUCUGUGCGUAGCACUCGUUGUCCAUGUUCUUCUUCACUCCUUGUCACAGCCUUUUAAGAUAGGUAUUAUUACUCUCAUUUUUCAGGUAGGGAGACUAGGUCUGAGCAAAUUUAAUGAUGCUCUCUAAGUUCACCUGCUGUAACUGCUGUGUCACACAGCCCUUUUCGUCAAUGCUGAGGCCCCUUGGCCUGUCUGCCCGGACUUCCUGUUUAGAGGUCUUGAAUUCAGCGCCCACAUUGUGCCGCGCUAAGACUCUCAGGCUUUUGUUGUCUUAUUGGCCAAUACCAUCCUCACCCGUUUUAUAAAUGAGGAAACCCACUCAUAGACAAGCUGGUUCGUUAUCCUCAAAACAGCUUAGCCACUAAGUAGGAGAUCUUACACAUGGUCCUCGUGUGUGUGUGUGUGUGUGUGUGUGUGUGUGUGUGUGUGUGUGUGUUUGUUGAGGCAGAGUGUCAAGCUCCUGAGCCUAAGUGGGAUUACAGGCAUACAGCACUACUCUCAGAUAUGAUAACACCUUAAAAGAUGAGUCUCAGGAUGUUCUUCGUCUCUAGAUUUUCCUUGAUUGAUAAAAGAGGAAGCAGUGCCUGUACAGUAUUAUAUUCUUGCUGCUCACUUCCAAAUACUCUUUGCCUUGAACCCUAGAUCAUAUCAUUUCCCUUUAGGCAAAGUAACACACAGAAGGAGCUCUUUUCUCCACACAGCCUCCUGUCCAUUAGAGAGGGAGUGAAGAACAGUCCUAUUGUUUUCUUAUUUGGUUCCAUUCAUCCUCAAUUUAAAGGUCAAGUGCCAGAGAACACUUUUUUUUUUUUUUUAAUCUUAGCACUCUGGAGAUAGAGGCAGGUAGAUAUCUGUGAGUUUGAGGCCAGCCUGGUCUACAGAGGUAGUUCACAACAGCCAAGGUUACACUGAGAAAUCCUGUCUUGAAAAACAAGCAAAGAUAGCUUCUUGCUAUGUGGCAUAGCUUGUCUUCAAACCCAUUCUAGUUCUCUUUCCUCAACGAAUAUCUUUUGGCCCUGAGUUCUCUAUCUAUCUUAUCUAUCUAUCUAUCUAUCUAUCUAUCUAUCUAUCUAUCUAUCUAUCUCUCUUUCUCUCUCUUACACACACAGACAGAUAUAUACAGCCUCAUAUAUAAUUAGUGACUAUUCCACUGGUUCCUAGGACCCUUUCUCACUCAUUGGCGUUUGUGCACAUGGUAUUUCUAGAGUGUUAUUUCUCCCUCUUUGCUGAGUAAAAUUAUUACUAGAUCCUUUGGUUGUCAUUUCCUUAGAGAAAUCUUUGCCAGGCCCCCAAAGAUGUUCCCCUUCUAAAUUCUCCAAAUCCCCACAGACCCAUAAAUCUUAUUCAAACCUAUAUUGGAGCACAAUGACAUUUACAGUGUCAUUCCUUGGUCACAUGUCAGUCUCUCUACAUAGACCCUCAGCAUAUUGCAGAAUGGGGGCUGUGUCUUAGUAUCCAGUGUAUUUCUUGCCUUUAUCUGUCCCUAACCCAGAGUAGCACCUUCACUACUCACUGUUGUCUGAUCAGCAAGCCCCAAAUUCUAGCCUAUAACAGCAUCAUUUCUUUGUUCAUGACUCUAUGGGCUGUCAGCAUUUGGUUGUCACGACCAACCAUUGCCCCAAAGAUGCCAGUAGGUCUGUGCACACAUUUGCCUUCAGUGUGCAAGUGCCGGAGGCCUUUUGCUCUUAGAAGUGCUGUCUUUUGAAUCUUGAAUGUCCUCCAAAAGCCUGUGUGUUAACAAGUUCUUUUCACCAGGGAGGCAAACACUGGGAGGUCGGAGAACCAGCCGCACAUGUCAGUACUUAGGAAGUGGAAACAGGAAGAUCAGGAGUUCAAUGGCAGCCUUGGUACCAGAGUAAGUCGGAGGCCAAGCUGGGUCACAUGAGAUAUUGUCUCAUGUGUCAUAGGACCUAGUGAUAGAACCACAGGUAACUGAUGGGGAUAGGGGGUAGACCUCUUUCUUUGCUUCUUGGCCAUGAGAUGAGCAAUUUGCUUCUACCGUUUGCUCCCAUACAUUGUCCUAACUUACAAUAAGCCUCAAAGGUGAGCUAGUACAGAAAUGGGGCCAAUCAUGGACUAAAACCUCAAAAACUGUGAGCCAAAAUAACCCCUUUCUCGUUAUCAGUUGGUUAUCAUGGGUAUCUUGUUAUAGAGACAGAAAUCUGUCUAACACAGGUGGCCUCAUGCAUACAUCUCCAAACCAACUUUGUUCUGAGUUGGAUUGCCACAGUUCCAGGUCAUAUAGCCCCAAAUAACCUAGAAAGAAUCUGUAACCUUCUCUCCUUUGGCUUAUAAGUUGAACACUUUGACUUUCACACCAUUUUAUGAACCAAGACAUAAAACUAUAAAACUAGCUCUAGGCACAGUGGUUAAGAGCCCAAAUUUUUCUUCCAGAAGACCCAAAUUUGAUUCCUGGCACCUCCACAAUGGUAUGAAACUGGCUGUCACUCCAGUUCCAGGGGAUCUGGGCUGCUCUUCUGACCUCCAUGGACACCAGGUACACACGUGGUACACAGACAUAUAGGCAUGCAAAACACCCAUAUACAUACAGUGAAAAUAAAUCUUUAAAAAUAAAUAAAUAAAACUAGCCCAGAACCAGGAGUAGAGAAAUAGAUAUCACCUUUUAUGAAACUUGCAUAGAAUCUGUGCCCAUUUUUAAUUCUCUAAAAACAGAUGCAAAGAAGGAGCCAUCAUUAGUUGAAUGUAGUUAUUGAAAGCUUUAGGCUCAAGUUCUUAUCUACUCAUCAGCUGGAAUUGAAAUGUCUGAAGCUGGGUUUCUAAUGAAACCUUUAGAGUCCAUAGACUAAAAUGCCAGCUUAAUCACUUCAUUUGACCAACAAAUGAGGCCUAAAACGAUGUUAUGCUCUAACCAGACUUGUGAAGCUUGUCGAGUAGGAGCUGAAUGCCUUCUGAGCCUCCUGCCUUCCAUCCGUGGUACAGAGCAAUCUGCAGCACAGUGUCAUGCUGCUGAAAACAGGCGUAUAGCAUGAUGUACUCAAAAACCAAAAGUGGCAGCAGGUAUCUGGGAAAGAAAGGGAAUAUCAUAUCCGUUGUAGGCUGGGAACGUCCUGUACUGUAAAGCAUAGACUAGACUCACAGCAAUCUUCCUGCUUCAGUCUCCGGAGGACUAGAAUUCCCGGACUGAGCUACCAUGCCUGUGUGGUUUUCAUCUAUCUUUGUGUACCUGUGAUCUUCAAAGAGGAAACAGUAUUUAUUGCUUGAGAUAACAUUUCCCUGCACACCUUGGACAAGUUCCUUCUUGUUCUCUUAAAUACUUUCAAAGCCAGGCAUGAGGGCUCACACCGGUAUUCCUAGCAGGAGGAUUGCCAUGAGCUUACAUCCAGCCUGGGCUACAGAGACUUUGUCUCAAAAACAAAACUAAUCAAAAAAAAAAAAAAAAAAGUAGAUUUUUAGAUGUUUGUGUGAUGUUUAUGUUUUGAUGAUGGAAAGAGAGAUAGUUUUUAUUUUUGUUUCUUCAUUAGUGCAGUAUGUAUAAAUUAGAAGGCCAUCUUUUAUUGGAAUGGAAACUGCUGUUGCCUUUUGGGCUGUUCCUGCCUUCUGAGUUUAAUUACAACUGGGCAUGGCAGCCCACAGCAAGGAGAAGAGUCAUGCUAGAGAAUGGAAUUUGAGACUAUCCUGGGCUAUCCACAGAGACCCUGUCUAAAAAUUAAUAAUUUGGGCUACAUGUGAAGAUAGCUACCCAGAAGAUGUAAUAAUUAAGGAGACUACUUGAGAAAUGGUAGGUAACACAAGGGGGACAAGCCAUCUUUGCUUAGAUGAGGUGUUGCUGACUUCACACCAUCAUGUGACAAGUAGCCGCUUUGGAAGGACAGACACCAAGCUUAAGGAUAUCACUGCUAUCCAUUCAAAUAGGGGUCUUGAGUUUCCAAAUCUUUCCUUUUAGUUGUAUUGUAGAGAUGAUCAACUUUCAAGGCCUAUUUUGAACCAUUGGUUCUGACUCUUCUCUGCAAGCUGCUAAGAAUUCUGUUUUACUUUGAUUACAAAUGAUCAGAAUAACUAACUCCUGAGCACUUUGGUGUGGCUGACUUGCUGAAAUGAUUGUUGACAUUAAUCGUGAUUUCCUGCCGCCUAAACUUCAGGUAUAAUGUAUAUUUCUUCAUUGCAGUCCCGAAAGGACAAAUGAGCUGUGUGCCAAAACGAAGUUCACAUCAGCAAUCACAUACAGUAUUGUCAAAUGAGUUAAAAAGUACUUAAUACAUAGCUUUAUUUUAAAGUUUGGUGAGAGUGACUCACUAUCUUUAUUAAAACUGUACCAUAAUACUUAAGAUGAUUGUAUGAAAACACCGGGGUAUAGCAUGAAAUAAAUGUUACAUUUUUUUAAAAUGA
Messenger RNA from Psammomys obesus (fat sand rat), 7556 nucleotides. RefSeq names its product DEP domain containing MTOR interacting protein (gene Deptor). NCBI's taxonomy places the organism in Eukaryota, Metazoa, Chordata, Mammalia, Rodentia, Muridae. Bases 96 to 1343 code for a protein of 415 amino acids. The transcript has 9 exons. Gene Ontology annotation, molecular function: protein binding. Gene Ontology annotation, biological process: intracellular signal transduction; negative regulation of TOR signaling. The record is from RefSeq and is a predicted model, not a curated record.